CUGCCUUGUCAGCUGUAAAUCUUGUGCCAACAUUUAAAUGUCACUGUCAACUGUCAUGUUAUGUGAAUGUUAUGGCAUGGCAGUGUCAAAACGUUUAAAUUCAAAAUAUUUUCAUUGCAAUUCAUGUUUAAAUAAUACAAAUUAGUUGUCCUCAUUAGAUAAAUGCAAGAUAUUUUGUGAUAAUUCAUAAUGUCCAAUCUAAUACCUACAAAUUCGACUUAUUAGAUGUUAAAAAUUUUGUGAAUUUGAAGUUAAAGUUGAAACUAUCUGAAAAUGUGGCAAUCCAAAUUGCGACCGCUUGCGAAAUACUCCUUAAUUGGUGCCUUGAUCGGUGGCACUGCACUAAGUCUAAAAACCAAUCAGUAUGAAUUAAAUUCGAUUGGAAUUGUGAGAUUGAGUAGGGCAGCAUUCACCGUAUUCCAAGUAGGUAUCAUCUAUAAACGAGACCUUUACGGCAGAAAUUUAGACACGAAUUCUCAGGAAUAUAAAGAUCUCAAAUCGAUAUGCCAUACAAAAGGCGCUGAAAAACUGUUGGACUUGUGUUGCACGAACAAGGGAGUUUACAUUAAAGUGGGUCAACAUCUCGCAGCUUUAGAGUAUUUACUACCAACGGAGUAUGUAGAAACUAUGAGGAUUCUUCAUUCUCAUGCACCCGUCAACAAAAUCGAAGAAGUUUAUAAAGUUAUUAGAGAGGAUUUCAAAAAAGAUCCCUUUGAAAUAUUUGAAAGUAUUGAUCCAGAUCCACUUGGAACAGCAUCUUUAGCACAAGUACAUAAAGCUACUCUAAAAGAUGGAUCCACAGUUGCAGUCAAAGUACAACAUCCCUAUGUACAAGGAAAUUCUAGAGUCGACAUGAAAACCAUGGAAUAUUUAGUAAAAAUAAUGAGUAUCGUGUUUCCGGAAUUUAAAUUUCAAUGGUUAGUAGAUGAAUCAAAGAAAAAUAUACCGAGAGAGUUGGACUUCUCUGAAGAAGGGCAUAACGCCGAGAAAGUUGCUGAAUUGUUUAAAGAUGCAUCAUGGUUGAAAGUACCUACAAUUAGAUGGGAUUUAACAUCUAAAAGGGUGUUGACGAUGGAAUUCGUGGAAGGGGGCCAAGUAAACGAUUUAGAUUAUAUUAAAAAACACAAAAUAAAUCCGUAUGAAGUAUCUGAUAAAUUAGGAAAAUUGUAUUCUAAAAUGAUUUUCAUUCACGGAUUCGUUCACAGCGAUCCACAUCCUGGAAAUAUACUAGUGAGAAAGACAGAUAGAGGCGAUUGUGAUAUAGUUCUAUUAGACCACGGUUUGUAUGCUACUUUAAAAGACGAUUUGCGUGUAGAAUACGCCAAUUUGUGGUUAAGCAUUUUAAAUAGAGACACGAAAGGAAUGAGAUUGCAUAGUAAAAAUUUGGGGAUAGACGGAAAAGCUUUUGGAUUGUUUACUUGUAUGGUUACAGGCCGGACGUGGAACAGCAUCGUUAAGGGAGUCGACAAAGAAAAAAUGACAACCAAAGAAGCAGCGUUCAUGAAGCAAAGCUUCACCGGCAUCCUGCCGCAGAUAUCGGAAGUCCUGCAAAACGUCAAUCCGCAAAUCCUGCUCAUACUGAAAACCAACGACCUGAUGAGGGGUAUAGAACACGCGUUGAAAACUGGUGAGAGAAUGAGCGCGUUCAGAGUUAUGUCGGAGUGUUGCGUCAAAUCCGUCUACAACAUGCGGUACACGCAAAGCGAAAAGAAGAUCGACAGAAUCAGAAUAUCUCUGGCUGAAUUUUGGGCCUUGUUUAAGAUAAAUCUGUAUUACGCUUAUCUUAAUUUGAAAAGUAAAUCACUCUACAUAUUUUCUUGACUGGUUUCAAUUGGGGUUUUUGACAUGUUUUCGCGUGACAUAGUGGAGGUUUUUGCUGUCAUGAUUUGUCAAAGCGAUGUAAAUCAGCCUUGUGAACGGUAAUAUUUGAAAAAUAUGCAGCUCCGUAAAAAAAAGUACAAAUAUUUAUUAACAAACUCUUAUAUUUAUAUAUUUUUGUGUUGAUAUCUUUUUAGGCUUUUAUGUUUAGAGA
Psylliodes chrysocephalus is the source of this 2032-nucleotide messenger RNA. The record is from the annotation of a GenBank genome assembly. NCBI's taxonomy places the organism in Eukaryota, Metazoa, Arthropoda, Insecta, Coleoptera, Chrysomelidae.